AUGUUGGAACCACCUACGCUCGUACCUCCUCCGAUCUCCACAUCAGUCCCGGUUUCGGUCCCUGCGUCGGUCCCAGCUCCGACUUCCGCUAUCCCACCGCCGAUCAUAUUCCUGCUUACAACUGCCCAGGCUCCUGCUCACACUGCUGAACCUCCCCCGUACCAAGCUCCACAAUCCCAUAUCGGCCUUUCUUACCAAGCUCCACCUUCCAUAAAUAUAGCCUACUCUGAACCGGGCACGCCGAACCACGCGGCCCCUAGAGCUCCACCCACAAAUUUUCUCCCGGAAACGGGGACUGAACAGGAACAAAGAUUGAAGAAGUUGGAAGAGAAUAUCCGAGCCCUACAAUCAGGCGGCUCCCGCCUCGAUGCCAGCGAUGGCGAUUGGAGUCUUUUCCCAAGCAUGCAGCUACCCCCAAAGAUUAAGGUGCCUGAAUUCCAGAGGUACUACGGCACGACCGACCCUCGUCACCAUCUCCGUCACUACAGGGGAAAAAUGUUGCAGUACUGGGACUACAAAGAGUUUGUCAUCCAUACGUUCCAGGAUAGUUUGGCAGGAGCGGUUCUGGAUUGGUACAUGUCACUGAAAGCUGCGGAUAUCCCCACGUGGACAGACCUCUCGAGCAAAUUCAUCGACCAAUACAAGUACUGUGCGGAGGCGCCCCCGACUCUGCUGGAGCUCAGCACGAUGGAGAUGACCGGUGACCAGGGCUUCGAGGCCUAUGUAGUGAAGUGGCGGGCUAGAGCGGCGAAGCAUAUCCCUCCGAUCAGUGAGGCACAGCAGAUCCAAUUAUUCCACUCCACUCUUAAAGGUGCCUACUACUUGCACUUGUUGGCCCAUACGUCGUCAUUCUCCAACCUUAUCGAUGCCGGAAAGAAGCUCGACAUCGGCAUUAAGCUCGGCAAGAUAGAAGGUCCGGCCGAGAAAAAGGAAGGAGAGUCCUCGAAGAGGGCCGCCACUGGGACAGCGGGAAGCAGGAGAGGGAAAGACACGUCCGUCAAUGCUGUCAACUCAGGGCGCCAGGCCCCCCAGCAAUAUUCCAUAAGCUACACGCCCGCACCACCAGCUACUCAAGCAUAUGCUCCACCUUCGAUACAUUAUCAACAACAACCCCCAGCGCAGCAAGCUUACUAUUCCGCCCCACCGGCUUCCUUUCCAUUGCCGGUCCCGCAGCAAUACGCCCAUAAUUAUGCCUCUGCUCCUCCUCAGACCCCGCAAUACAGGCCUCCGGCUUCGAGAACUCCUCAGCCGACACAAUAG
This is a messenger RNA of Punica granatum (pomegranate), 1260 nucleotides long. The record is from RefSeq and is a predicted model, not a curated record. NCBI's taxonomy places the organism in Eukaryota, Viridiplantae, Streptophyta, Magnoliopsida, Myrtales, Lythraceae.